Messenger RNA from Alnus glutinosa, 3307 nucleotides. Its product is annotated as coatomer subunit beta-1. Gene Ontology annotation, cellular component: cytoplasm; COPI vesicle coat. Bases 162 to 3008 code for a protein of 948 amino acids. Lineage: Eukaryota; Viridiplantae; Streptophyta; Magnoliopsida; Fagales; Betulaceae. Gene Ontology annotation, biological process: intracellular protein transport; intra-Golgi vesicle-mediated transport; endoplasmic reticulum to Golgi vesicle-mediated transport. The transcript is spliced from 6 exons. Gene Ontology annotation, molecular function: structural molecule activity. The record is from RefSeq and is a predicted model, not a curated record.
UCCGAAGAAGAACGGAGAUAGCAAAUUUGCUCGCUCCGUAUAACAAUUCCUACGGUAUAAAUAGCCAAACAUUUCAGAUCUAAUUUCAUUGUACUCUGCACCCGGAGUUCACACAUUGCUCCGCUCUCUCCUUCAACCACCUCAUCCCGCUAAGUUAAGAAAUGGAGAAAUCUUGUACUCUGCUCAUUCACUUUGACAAAGGAACACCUGCGAUUGCAAACGAGAUUAGGGAAUCUCUUGAAGGCAAUGACGUGCCUGCAAAAAUUGAUGCAAUGAAGAAAGCCAUCAUGCUUUUGUUGAAUGGUGAAACACUACCUCAGCUUUUCAUUACAAUUGUUAGAUACGUUUUGCCAUCUGAGGACCACACAAUCCAAAAACUUCUGCUGCUAUAUUUGGAGAUUAUUGACAAAACCGAUGUGAAGGGUAGGGUCUUGCCUGAAAUGAUUUUGAUAUGUCAAAAUUUGAGAAACAACCUCCAGCACCCAAAUGAGUAUAUUCGUGGUGUAACUUUGAGGUUUCUUUGCCGCUUGAACGAGACGGAACUAAUUGAGCCAUUAAUCCCUUCUGUUUUGCAAAAUUUGGAGCAUCGGCACCCGUAUAUAAGGAGGAAUGCUAUAUUAGCUGUGAUGUCCAUAUAUAAGCUUCCACAGGGUGAGCAGCUUUUGGUUGAUGCACCCGAUAUGAUCGAGAAGGUUCUUUCCACGGAACAGGAUCAAUCAGCUAAGCGGAAUGCAUUUCUCAUGCUCUUUACUUGUGCCCAGGAUCGUGCGAUUAAUUACCUUUUGACUCAUGUUAACAAGGUUUCUGAAUGGGGUGAAUUGCUUCAGAUGGUUGCAUUGGAGUUGAUCCGAAAGGUGUGCAGAACAAAUCGAGGUGAGAAGGGAAAGUACAUAAUGAUCAUUACAUCUUUAUUGGACGUGCCUUCAACUGCAGUUAUUUCGGAGUGUGCCGGAACACUUGUUUCUCUGUCAUCUGCUCCUACUGCUAUUAGGGCUGCUGCAAACACUUACUGUAAGCUUCUUCUUUCUCAAAGUGACAACAAUGUGAAACUUAUUGUGCUUGAUCGGCUGAAUGAGCUCAAGUCUUCUCAUAGGGAGAUUAUGGUUGAUAUGAUCAUGGAUGUGCUUAGGGCACUUUCUAGCCCGAAUCUUGACAUCAGGAGGAAGACACUUGACAUUGUUCUUGAACUUAUUACUCCCCGAAACAUCAAUGAGGUUGUUCUUACUUUGAAGAAGGAAGUUGUUAAAACUCAGAGUGGAGAGCUUGAGAAGAAUGGUGAAUACAGGCAGAUGCUUAUUCAAGCCAUUCAUUCUUGUGCAAUUAAGUUCCCAGAAGUUGCGAGCACAGUGGUGCACCUGUUGAUGGAUUUCUUGGGUGACAGUAAUGUUGGGUCAGCUGUUGAUGUUGUUGUUUUUGUUCGAGAGAUAAUUGAAACAAACCCUAAACUUAGGGUUUCAAUAGUAACAAGGCUAUUGGACACUUUCUACCAGAUCCGAUCUGCACGUGUAUGUUCUUGUGCUCUUUGGAUCAUUGGAGAGUAUUGCUUGUCACUUUCUGAAGUUGAGAGUGGCAUUGCAACCAUUAAACAGUGUCUUGGAGAGUUACCUUUUUACUCAGUUUCAGAAGAAGGAGAAGCUACUGAUCCUUCAAAGAAGGUUCAGCAAGUAAACUCCAUGACUGUUUCUUCCAAAAGACCGGCUAUUCUUGCUGAUGGAACCUAUGCUACACAGAGUGCUGCCUCUGAAACUGCUUUUUCCCUUCCUACCCUUGUUCACGGAUCCUUAACAUCUGGGAACCUGAGAUCCCUUCUUCUCACCGGUGACUUCUUCCUUGGGGCAGUUGUAGCCUGCACACUGACAAAGCUUGUUCUGAGAUUGGAAGAGGUUCAGCCAUCUAAAGUUGAAGUGAAUAGGGCAUUUACACAGGCAUUGUUGAUCAUGGUCUCAAUGCUGCAAUUAGGACAAUCUCCAGUUCUUCCGCACCCAAUUGAUAAUGAUUCUUAUGAUAGGAUUGUCGUCUGCAUAAGAUUGCUCUGCAAUACCGGUGAUGAGAUCAGAAAAAUAUGGUUGCAAUCUUGCCGUCAGAGUUUUGUUGAAAUGCUCUCAGAAAAACAAUUACGGGAAACAGAGGAGAUGAAGGCAAAGGCUCAGAUUUCUCAUGCACAACCAGAUGACCUGAUUGACUUCUACCAUUUGAAGAGCAGAAAGGGUAUGAGCCAACUGGAGCUAGAAGAUGAGGUCCAAGAUGAUUUAAAGCGUGCAACUGGAGAGUUUGUCAAGGAUGGGGAUGAUGCAAAUAAGCUUAACCGCAUUCUCCAACUCACUGGAUUUAGUGAUCCAGUGUAUGCUGAAGCUUAUGUGACCGUUCAUCAUUAUGAUAUUGUCCUUGAUGUUACAGUUAUCAAUCGAACUAAGGAGACCUUACAGAAUUUGUGUCUGGAGUUGGCAACAAUGGGUGAUCUUAAACUUGUUGAACGUCCACAGAAUUAUACCCUAGCUCCCGAAUCAAGCAAACAAAUAAAGGCCAAUAUCAAGGUUUCCUCAACUGAGACUGGAGUCAUAUUCGGGAACAUUGUUUAUGAGACUUCAAAUGUACAUGAGCGAACAGUCGUUGUGCUAAAUGACAUUCAUAUAGAUAUCAUGGACUACAUCUCACCUGCAGUUUGUAGUGAUGCAGCUUUUAGAACCAUGUGGGCAGAGUUUGAGUGGGAAAACAAGGUUGCUGUUAACACUGUAAUUCAAGAAGAGAAGGAAUUCCUUUUCCAUAUUAUCAAAUCAACCAACAUGAAGUGCCUAACUGCAACGUCGGCACUAGAUGGUGAGUGUGGAUUCCUGGCAGCCAACUUGUAUGCGAAGAGCGUGUUUGGGGAGGAUGCUUUGGUGAAUGUGAGCAUAGAGAAACAGGAAGAUGGUAAGCUGAGUGGCUACAUCAGGAUAAGAAGCAAGACCCAAGGGAUUGCUCUCAGUUUGGGGGAUAAGAUCACUCUCAAGCAGAAGGGCGGACGUUAAGUGCAGUCGACAUUAGUGUCACUGUUUCACGUCAUUGCUGGUUCUUGCUCCCAAAGUAGAAGGAUUAUGUGUGCCUUUUUGUUUUCUUUGCAUCAGCGGAUUCGUUCUGGAGCUAUACUCUUAUGAGGUUGCGGCAACAAUGCAGUAUUUCUUUGACUUGCAUCUGGACAAGAUUUUUGCUCCAAAUUUUCCAUAAAAAUUCAAUUGUAGCUAGUUUCUAGAUGUAAGUUUGAUUAUCAAAUUUAUACAAACUGUUAAGUUAGUUUAUAUAUAUACACUUGGCUAUUUUUGUGUUGCUA